ACAAUCCUAGGAGAAACUCAUGAAGAGGAGGAUGAGAUCCUUCCGCGCAAAGACUAUGAGAGCUUGGAUUACGAUCGCUGUAUCAAUGACCCAUACUUGGAAGUUUUGGAGAGCAUGGACAACAAGAAAGCCCAGAGAUACGAAGCAGUGAAGUGGGUGAUGGUUUUUGCUAUUGGAGUCUGCACAGGACUGGUGGGCCUCUUUGUGGAUUUCUUUGUACGGCUCUUUACCCAGCUCAAGUUCCGGGUGGUACAAAGCUCGGUGGAAGAAUGCACUGAGAAAGGCUGCCUUGCGUUGUCCUUGCUGGAGCUGCUGGGGUUCAAUAUGACCUUUGUUUUUCUUGCCAGUCUUCUGGUCCUGAUCCAACCUGUAGCAGCUGGAUCAGGAAUUCCUGAAAUUAAGUGCUACCUCAAUGGGGUAAAGGUUCCAGGGGUUGUGCGUCUCCGGACGGUGGUGUGCAAAGCUAUGGGAGUGCUCUUCAGUGUGGCAGGAGGUCUUUUUGUCGGGAAGGAGGGUCCAAUGAUUCACAGUGGUGCCGUCGUGGGUGCGGGUUUGCCACAGUUCCAGAGCAUCUCUUUGAGGAAGAUCCAAUUUCACUUUCCCUAUUUCCGCAGUGACAGGGAUAAAAGGGAUUUUGUAUCUGCUGGAGCUGCUGCAGGGGUUGCAGCUGCCUUUGGAGCCCCAAUUGGGGGCACUCUUUUCAGCUUGGAAGAAGGUUCCUCUUUCUGGAACCAAGGACUUACAUGGAAAGUGCUGUUCUGUUCCAUGGCUGCCACCUUCACUCUGAAUUUUUUCCGCUCUGGGAUUCAGUUUGGAAGUUGGGGAUCUUUCCAGCUUCCUGGGCUGCUGAACUUUGGGGAGUUUAAG
Leptosomus discolor (cuckoo roller) is the source of this 867-nucleotide messenger RNA. NCBI's taxonomy places the organism in Eukaryota, Metazoa, Chordata, Aves, Leptosomiformes, Leptosomidae. The record is from RefSeq and is a predicted model, not a curated record.